Periophthalmus magnuspinnatus is the source of this 937-nucleotide messenger RNA. RefSeq lists its product as uncharacterized. The transcript is spliced from 4 exons. Gene Ontology annotation, biological process: response to bacterium. Bases 38 to 937 code for a protein of 299 amino acids. Lineage: Eukaryota; Metazoa; Chordata; Actinopteri; Gobiiformes; Gobiidae. The record is from RefSeq and is a predicted model, not a curated record.
CAAGAGCAGUGACCACAUUAAUGCCUUUCAAUCAUCAAUGAUGUCCUUUUUUCAGACUCUCUUUACUGUACGUCUUGCACUGGUCAGUACAGCAUUGAUAUCUGACCUGCCAUUGUCUGUAAAUCAACAAGAACAAGGAAAUUUCCUCUUGGCAUCUAUUGGAGAGAACAUUACCCUACGUUGCAUUUUUGAAAACAAUCUUGGAAUGGGAGCUAAAGUUUACUGGUACAAGCAAAAAUUGGGCAUGAAACCAGUUUUAAUUUCUUCAUACUUGACAUAUGACCAGAAAGUUGAAUUUUACAGUGAAUUUCGCAGCAGCAACCGUUUCAAGCUGGAUUUUAACAAUGACAACCAUGACUUGCACAUCAUGAAUGUAAGCAUGUCAGAUUCUUCUGUUUAUCACUGUGUGAGAUGUGUUUUACACCAAAAUGAGUUCCUAGAAAGUGUCACUGUCAUUGUAAAGAAUUUGAAACAUACAGUCCACAAGUCUCCACUGUACAUAGAACCAGGACAUUCUGUGAUUUUAAACUGUAGUGUCCAGACUGGGAGCUGUGAAGGACAGCACAGAGUUCACUGGUUCAAACAGUCUGAAGAGUCUGCUGCAGGAGUCCUUUACAGUCAUGGAGGCAGCAGUAAAAAGUGUAAGAACGAUACAGACAGUCCAACCAACUCCUGUGUCUAUAAACUCCCCAUACACAAUGUGAGCUCAGAGCAGACUGGGACGUACUACUGUGCUGUGGCCGCCUGUGGACAAGUAGUAUUUGGGAAUGGGACCAGAAUCAGCAUAAAAAAUUUCUCUGACAAUAUGGUUUACGUUCUGAUCGGAGUUUCAAUAUUCAGCACAAGCCUGGUUGUUGUGCUCACAUUUGUCCUGUGCAUGCAAACCAAGAGAGAAGUCCACAGAACAGGUGAACAGAAGGAGCGGACAGACAUCUGA